This is a messenger RNA of Chenopodium quinoa (quinoa), 1704 nucleotides long. RefSeq lists its product as uncharacterized. The transcript has 2 exons. NCBI's taxonomy places the organism in Eukaryota, Viridiplantae, Streptophyta, Magnoliopsida, Caryophyllales, Amaranthaceae. Bases 171 to 1505 code for a protein of 444 amino acids. The record is from RefSeq and is a predicted model, not a curated record.
UUGUUUAUAUAAAGAAACUCACUUUUAACUCAAUUUUUUUGGUAAUGAUCUUUACCUUCACAACAUUAUUAUUCCCUCCUUUACAACACAACCACCUAACUCAAACACACCCUUCUUCUCCUCUGUUUUCUACCCUUUCCUCCUGAAUUCCCACAUAGUUCACCAUCACCAUGAUCGAUUCAGGCACCAAACACCCCGAAAAUCGUAUCCAUUUAUACGAUCCGGUUGGCCUUCUACACGAAGGCUAUGGCGCUUUUAGGCCGUCCAGCCACGCUGUCCGGCCUAGAAGGCAAACUGUUUCCUAUGAUAAUUUUGUAGAAACUACUAAUAGUAAUUCUCCUUCAGGGAUUGGAUCUUAUGAUAGCUUCACCGAUGCGAAUAGUACCGGUGGUUUACGAUCAUAUGACAGCUUUGAAGUUGAUAGUUUGGGGUUAAGAUCUUAUAAUGAGAGCUUCAACUUGGAAGCUACUGAUGGCAGAAUAAACUCUUUUGACAGUAGUACUAAUACUACUACUGCAGCUGAUCAACAGGACAGAAAUGACGGAGGUCUGAGGUUUAUUACAGUCAAGAACGUUGUUGAGGAUGAUCAGUCUGAUGAUUCCACACCGCGAUUGUGGAGGCCGAGUUCUCCCAAGAGUCCUAAGUCGCUGCGUUCCCCUCUGCAUCAGACUACAACUGCUACAUCGGCGAAUUCUUCUUCUUUAUAUCCCAGUAGUCCUCCUAAGUCAUCAUCUGCUGUGAAUUCUCCUCCUCUGAAUCCAUCUAGUCCUAAGUCUGUUAAAUUUGCUCCUAUGAAUCCCACAAGUGUUAAGUCUGCUGUUAAUUCUCCUCCUCCGAAUCCAACAAGUUUGAACCAGCAACAGUAUCAGAUGAUGUCGCCUUCUUCGAGGACUCAGGCAAUAGCCAAAGGUCGGAAAGAGCUAAUGGACAUGGUUCGGGACUUGCCUGAGAGUUUCUACGAGCUGUCUUUGAGAGACAUAGUUGAUCAGAAACCCGAGUUGCAGACGCAGAAGGAGAAGGAGAAGGAAAUUGAAAUUCCUGAAGAAAAGAAACCAAACAAGGAGACUACCAAGGCUAAAGAGACAAAGAAGCAGAAGAAGAGCAGUAGCAAGAAAGUUAAAAAGAGCGAGAGCAAAAAGAAGAUGGUGAGGAGUAGGAGUGUUGAUAAUGGGAAGUUUCUUCUGAAGACAUCCGUGUUUCCGAUUUUGGGAACAAGGAAAAGCAAGAAAAAUUUGAGUGCUGCUAGUAGCUUCAAGGUAGCACCGAUGCCAAAAGGAGAUUCAUCAUCUGCUGGACCAGGGAAGGUUGGUGAGAAAGACUGGUGGAAGAGAAAAUCGUGCAUCUCAAGUGAGAGCGAAAACAGCAAUGGUCUGAGUAGCCAUAGCAUCAGCAGUCGCAGCAGCAGUAGCAGCAGUCGGAGCAAUAGCAGCAAUGGAAGGCGCAGCAAUAGAUUUCUACUUAGCUGUUGCAUAUUCAAUGGAAGAAGAAUCGGAGGCCAUAAAUAAACCUGAAGACAGCUGCCUCCCUGAAAGUGGAAGGCAAUAGCUAUAUUGUUUUUUGUAAGUAUUUCUCAUAAAUAAGUCACUCGUAGUAGAAGAAACCAGAUUUUGGCAGCAAAGUUUGCUGUAAAGAAUGUGUACAUUCUAUACAUUGUGCUUUAUUAUUGUGGAUUGUCUCCAAAUAGGCAAGCUUUCUCACAUGGUA